AUGUAUAGAGGAGGUUGUAAACAUGCUUAUAUGUUUUCACGAAUACAACUUCGUUCCUUUUUCUUAUUGCUUUACAUAUAUAUUUCAUUAAUAAAUGUUUUUACUUCUGCAUGUGAUCCAUCUAUUAUUUAUCCGCCUUUAAAUCGACCUGGUCCGCCUUAUAGUGUACCACUUACUAAUUUAUCUGAACAUUUCAAAUGUUAUCCAGGAGAAAAUCAUCGAAAACGAUGGGUAUUAUUUUUACCAGGUUCAACCGAAGAAGUUAAAGAAUUGUACAGCUGGAAUUGGAUGCGUAUAUUAAACGAUAAAGGAUGGCCAUUUUGUACAUUACAAUUACCAGAAAAAGGUUUAGGUGAUUUACAAAUUGCUGCAGAAUAUAUUGUUUAUGCAGUUAGAAAAAUGUAUAAAAAGACAACUAAAGAAAAAAAAGAAGGGAUUCGUCGUAAAACAAGAAUAAAUAUAAUUGGUCAUUCUCUUGGUGGGGCUCUUCCUCGUUUUGCACUUCGUUUUUGGCCUGAUAUUCGAUAUAUGGUUUAUCAUUUAAUUGCAUUUGGAGCAACCAAUCAUGGAACAAGUAUGGCUGAUAUAGCCUGUGAUGUUUUUCGUUGUCCAGUUUCAGUUACUCAACAGCGAAUUAAUUCAUCAUUUCUUUGUGCACUUAAUUCUUAUCAGGAGACAUUUCCUUCAAUAAAAUAUACAAAUAUUCUAUCGAAAUUUGAUGAAAUUGUUCGACCUGUUAAUAGUAGUGAAAUUAAUGAAAAAGGUGUGGCAAAUAUUUAUAUUCAAGAUAUUUGUCCACUUCGUAUAUUUUCUGAACAUCUUGGUGCUGGUAUUUAUGAUUAUUGUGGUUAUUUUCUGACAAUGAAUGCAUUACGUUCUAAAUCAUUGAAAAAUAUUUCAUCAGAAGAUUGUUGUACAGAAAAAUUAAUGCCUGGUAUCAAUAUAUCUACAGUAGAAUUUUUUUCUAAAGUUUCUUUUUCAGCUAAAGAACAUUUAAAACAUUUACUUAUGCAUAUGGGUGAAAUCAAAGAUGAACCAGAGUUAAAAUGUUCAUUUCGAACGGAUUGUAUUAAAAGAAAAAGAAGAGUAAAACGAAUAAAACCACGAUAA
This is a messenger RNA of Adineta steineri, 1110 nucleotides long. NCBI's taxonomy places the organism in Eukaryota, Metazoa, Rotifera, Eurotatoria, Adinetida, Adinetidae. The record is from the annotation of a GenBank genome assembly.